This is a messenger RNA of Spea bombifrons (plains spadefoot toad), 3816 nucleotides long. RefSeq names its product importin 4 (gene IPO4). Gene Ontology annotation, cellular component: nucleus; cytoplasm. The transcript is spliced from 31 exons. Gene Ontology annotation, biological process: protein import into nucleus. NCBI's taxonomy places the organism in Eukaryota, Metazoa, Chordata, Amphibia, Anura, Pelobatidae. The record is from RefSeq and is a predicted model, not a curated record. The coding region runs from base 74 to 3307 and encodes 1077 amino acids. Gene Ontology annotation, molecular function: nuclear import signal receptor activity; small GTPase binding.
UGGAGGAGGCAGUGAGUGGCGGAUGCCGGUUGCUGUGUCUUAGGCUGCCUGUAUCUGCUCCCACCUGGCUCUAAUGGCUGAAAUUUUGGAAACCAUUCUAACCAGUCUGCUACAGCCGGACAAUGCUGUUAUACAGCAGGCCACAGCGCAGCUGAAAGAAGCAGUUAAGGAUCCACGGAUUAUUCCAGCAUUGUGUGAUGUGCUGAGAGGAGCACAAGAUUUACAGAUCCGACAGUUUGCUGCAGUUCUGUUACGCAGGCGUCUCGCCAAACACUGGAAAUCAAUUCCUAAAGAGCAGCAGGAGAACCUAAAGAGUCUUCUGUUAGAAGCUAUACAAAGGGAACCAGAGCACAAGGUCCGUUACGCUCUUGCCCAGCUAUCUGCAGUGAUCCUGAGGAAUGUGAAGCUGGAAGGCUGGCCGCAGUUCAUCCAGUUUGUACUGCAGAUGUCCCAUAGUGACGUCCCUGAGCAGCGACAGAUUGGUCUCCUGGUCCUCAGGUGUGCUCUGGACUUAAGUGCUGACUUGUUCCGAAGCCAUUUCUCUGACCUCAUUAAGCUGUUUCACCAUACAUUGAAUGAUCUUCAGAAUGCUCCUCUGCUCUUCUAUACCAUACAGUCUCUCACCAGUAUUAUACCAGAAAUGGCUGGUCACGAAAUUAAUCUGUUAAAGUCUUUUAUUCCCAAAUUGCUAACAGCCAUCAGACAUCUUAUCCAGAGCAAUGAGGUUCAAGCAUGUGAGGCAAUGGAAGUUUUUGAUGAGAUGAUGGAAGGAGAAGUUUCUGUUAUAGUACAUUACCUAGCUGAGGUCAUUCCCUUCUGUUUGGAGGUGGCAGUUAACACAUCUCUGUCUGAUAAUCUUCGCGUCAAGUCACUUUCAUGUAUCAGCUUCCUCAUCAAACUCAAAAGCAAGUCCAUUCUGAAGCAGAAGCUGCUGGCUCCAAUUCUCAAUGGUCUUUUCCCAAUCAUGUGUGCGGAGCCACCUUCUGGACAGAUGGAUCCUGAAGACCAGGAAGACGAUGACGAGUUGCUGGAGGAGGAGGCUGAAGUGCAGACUCCCAAACACUAUGCAGUGCAGGUGAUUGACAUGUUGGCUCUCCAUCUACCUCCUGUGAAGCUCCUGUCUCAACUGACACCCCUCAUGGAACCCUGUCUUCUAAGUUUGAAUCCAUACCAACGGAAGGCCGGUCUUAUGUGUCUAGCUGUACUCAGUGAAGGUUGUGCUGACAACAUUCGCAACAAGCAUCUGCAGUCAAUGCUGAAGGUGGUGUGUGAAGCUCUCUCAGAUGAAAGUCAGAUUGUUCGUAAUGCAGCUCUUUUUGCUUUGGGGCAGUUUUCUGAAAAUUUGCAGCCGGAAAUUAGUGAAUAUUCAGAUACAGUCCUCCCUCUUCUGCUGGAAUAUAUCUCACGUGUGGAUCCUUCUAACACGUCUCACCUCACUAAAGCCUACUAUGCCCUUGAAAACUUUGUGGAGAAUCUUGGCUGUAAGAUUGAACCAUACCUUCCCAACCUGAUGGAGCAAAUACUGAUGUCUCUAAACAACUCCAAUAACAACAGAGUGAAAGAGCUGUCCGUGAGUGCUAUGGGUGCCAUUGCCAAUGGUGCUGAGAUGCUGCUGAUGCCAUACUUCUCUUCUGUGAUGGAAUCGUUGAAAGUUCAUCUGACACAGACCAGAGAAGAGGGAAGACCCAUACAAAUACAGUGUCUAGAAACACUUGGCGUUUUGGCCCGCACCCUAGGAAAAGAUGCCUUCCUUUCCUUGGCACAGGACUGCUGUCUUCUGGGACUCGGGCUUUGUGAUAGAGUUGAUGAUCCAGACAUGAGACGCUGCGCGUACAGCCUGUUUGCUGCUCUCUCUGGGGUUAUGGAAGAUACAAUCUCUGUGCAUCUGGAGAAAAUUACCACUUUGAUGCUUCUGUCUCUAAAGUCAAGGGAGGGAAUAGUGGUUCAUUAUAAUGAGAAUCGGUCCUUCAUGCUGUUUGAUGAUGAAGCAGACGAGGAAGAUGCAGUGAUUCAAGAUGAAGAGGAGGAGGAGGAUCCUGACAUUGAAGGGUUCAGUGUGGAAAAUGCAUAUAUAGAUGAGAAGGAAGAUGCCUGUGAAGCUCUGGGAGAGAUUGCAUACAAUGCCAGCUCUUCAUUUUUCCCUUAUCUUGAUUCAUGCUUCAAGGAAGUAUUCAAGCAUAUAGAUUCUCCUCAUGUCAGUUUAAGGAAGGCAGCGUUCGAAGCUCUGGGACAGUUUGUACGCUCAAUGAACAAGGUGUUUACAAAAAACUCCAGCGAAGACAACAAAAUGGUCCUGUUGAGUUUCCUGUCCAUCCUGAUCCCCUCCUGUCUGCAAGGCGCAUUGCAAGAUAAAGAGCGCACGGUGGUAAUGGCCAUCCUGGACACCCUGAACCAGAUGCUGAGGGAUGUGAAAGAGCUCUGUGUGAGGGACGCUGAGCAGUUGGAGAAACUCUGCGUAGCCAUCAGAGCUGUGCUGCAGAGCAAGACAAUGUGUCAAGACCCUGAUGGCGAAGACGAAGAUGAUGAGCAGCAGGCAGAACUGGACUCCAUGCUGAUAGAGUAUGCCGGGGAGGGCAUCCCUCUGAUUGCAGCAGCAGUUGGUGGCGACACGUUUGCUCCGUAUUUUGCUGGAUUUCUUCCAUUACUCCUUAGUAAAGCUAAGCCCAGCUGUUCUCCAGCAGAGAAGUCCUUCUCAGUGGGCACUCUGGCUGAAUCCAUGAUAGCGCUAGGUCCUGCAGCAAUCCAGUUUGUACCACACAUCCUUCCUGCAUUUCUGUCCGGGGCACGGGACGAGGACGAUGAAGUGCGGAGUAACUCUGUGUUUGGACUGGGUGCCUUGGCGGAACAUGGAGGCCAAUUCAUGCAUCAACAUUACCCAAAGCUUCUGGCCAUUCUGUCUUCUAUAAUAAGCUCUGAGAAAAAUUCACGUGUUCUGGACAAUGUGUGCGGAGCAGUAAGUCGAAUGGUGCUGAGUCACCCAGCAGGAGUCCCUGUUGAACAGGUGUUCCCAGUGAUGCUCCGCACUUUGCCCCUGAAAGACGAUUUUGAGGAGAACACCACAGUAUUUAAGUGUAUCACAUUCCUGUAUGAGAACUCUCCUUCUCAGGUGAUUGGGAGUUUAAAGGACAUUGCUAGAAUCUGUAACCAUGUGUUGGGAACUAAAGAAAUACAACCAGACACAGAGAACGCUAUUAUUCUCCUUCUGAGGGACAUCGCUCAGAGGUUCCCACAAGAUUUGCACAGUGCCUUGGUUUCUCUUCCUGCUGAGGCAUCUUCUAAACUUCAUACAAUUCUUGGACUAGCAUGAAGAGGAUCUUUGCCUGUUCUUAAGGCCUUGAGCGUUUAGUUGUGUUCCAGUUGCCGUUUGAAGUUGCCGUUUCACCUUUUAUCCAGUGGACCGUGCCUGGCCCGUCUCCAAGUGCUAUGAGUGACCUGCCACCUGGGCCACGUGCCGGUUGGUUUGUGUAAUGAAUUUGUACCACCACCAAACCAAAGCAAUAAAGAUUAAAUGUUCUGUUCAGAAGCCUUAUGUGUAGGAGUAAUACACAUAUCCAUAUUAAGCAUGAUGUAGCAGGCAUACAACAAAAACCCAAAAGGGUUGUUCAAACCGUGGGUUUUAGUGCGGUUACAAUAAUAACCUCUAAAAAUUUAAUCAUUCUUUAGACAAAAGGGAUGCAUUUAUUUUGUGCUAGUGGUCAUUCUUAUUACUAUAUGAACAUACGCUUUCCCCAGUCACGCUUCAGGUUGGUUCAGUACGGAUCGUGAGUAGUUGGUGUGUACAUUGGAAAUAUGCAAUAAACCACAUGCAAAACCGAA